CUUGCGUGAAAUUCUGUACUAAUUCUGUGUCAAUUUACUCUACAGGUUUUUUUUUUCAGACGUUAUAGUGUCUAUGCAUUCUCUGUAGAACAGUGGAAGGCAGAUGUAUAUUUUUAUUUUUGUGUUCUGGAUGCUUAGAUAUCACUGUUAGAUUAUUAUGUCAACGGAACUUGAAUGCUUAAAUAGCGAUGGUGACAAAGUUGCCACACUUAAAGAUGCUUCUACUGAGAAACCGAGUGAUACAAAAGAUACUGGCCUUGACAAUCAGGAUUCAAGCUGGCUAGAAACAGACGUAGAAUGUGUAAAUCAGGACCGAGGUGUAUGGGCAAACAAAUUCGAGUUCUUUUUGGCAAUAAUGGGUUACACAGUGGGUAUAGGAAGCGUCUGGAGAUUUCCCAUAAUUUGCAGUCGAAAUGGCGGAGGUGCCUUUCUGAUACCGUUUUUCUUUUUCCUGAUUACAUCUGGUGGACCUCUAUAUUACCUGGAAGUUUGUCUUGGACAAUUUACUGGACAAAGUGCUGGGCUGGCAUUUGAGUUCUGCUCAUUGUCUAGAGGCUUAGGUAUUUUACAAGUGGCGUUGUCAUUGUGUGUUCUGUGGUAUCUAAUAUCUAUAAUGGUAUGGGUAUUGUACUUCCUGUACAGUUCAUGCUUCUCCGAGCUGCCCUGGACAACAUGCAACAACCCUUGGAAUACAGAAAAUUGUACAGAGAUCUUGGAAGUAUUAACGGGACGAAAAACAGAACAGGAUAUCUAUAACACAAGUGUUUCAUUGUUAAAUGAUUCAUUUUACACAGUUACAAAUACUGACAACUUGUCCGUACCAAAUCUGCCUUUCAGCUCUUCUCAGACCAAUCAUUCAAACGUCUCAACUCUAAGAUCAAGUUCCUCUGUGUAUGAAUUUUGGGAGUACAAAGUGAUAGGACGAUCACGUGGUCUUGAAGACAUGGGAAGUAUACAACCACACCUGGUGAUCUGUCUAUUCCUUGCCUGGCUAUUCUGUGUUGCUGCAGUUAUUAAAGGUGUCAAAACUCUGGGCAAGGUCGUUUAUGUGACAGCGACAGCUCCUUACGUAUUUUUGACGAUAAUAUUCAUAAAAGCUCUAACUCUAGAUGGGGCUAUUGAUGGUAUAAAGAUAUUUGUUAAACCAGACUUCUCCAAACUUUUGACAACUCAGGUGUGGUUAGAAGCAGCGGUACAAGUGUUUUACUCAUUAGGACCAUCCUGGGGAGGCGUCAUCACCAUGUCAAGUUAUAACAGAUUUCAUCAAAAAUCAUUCUGGUCAUCAACAAUAUGUGUUGCAUUUGCCGGUUUUACAGCUUUCUACAAUGGGAUGGUUGUAUUUACGUUGCUAGGAUUUAUGGCGAAAUCAUCUGGUAUGACAGUCACAGAAAUAGCGAAACAAUCAGGUCCUGGUCUUGUGUUCGUGGCUUUUCCAGCAGCACUCAGUUUGAUGCCGUUGCCCCAACUGUGGUCCGUGUUAUUCUUCCUAAUGCUGAUUGCCGUGGUCUUCGACAGUCUUUUUGGUAUGUUGGAGACAGUCACCAGUGGAAUUAUAGACCAGUUUCCACACCAGUUGUUGGAUAGAAGGAUUCUUGUCAACAUCAUUACCGGACUUUGUUUCUUUAUCACCGCACUUCCGCUUACAAUGAAUGGCGGAAUUUACAUCUUCCAGUUGGCUGAUUGGUAUUUUGCAUCAUUUGCCUUACUCAUUGGAUCUUUGUUCGAGUGCAUUGCAAUAUGCUGGAUAUAUGGAACAGAAAGAUUUGCCCGUGAUAUUUACAUUAUGACAGGACGGACAGUAUCUGUAAUUCUACGUAUAAUGUGGACGAUCUUGAUCCCUUUAUUUGUAACGAUAGCAUUUGUAGCCUUGCUUACAAAGUACUCAGAGCCUGCAUACGGUGAUGGGUAUGAGUACAGCUCCGGCGCCGUGGCUGCCGGCAUUUUCGUCGGUAUGAUACCAAUCAUUGCAAUGGUCGUUGUAGGUAUUGUGUCUGUACUCAGGCAGAAAGGAUCGCUUUUAAAGCGUUUUAAAUCCAGUUUAAACCCCAGUGAUGGAUGGGGACCUUACGAACAAGGCACAAGACGGAAGUACGAGAUGAAACCUUACAUUUAUCCGUCAACAUGGUGGCAAAAGCUCGUUGUAAACAUUACAGGGAGAUAAAUAAUGUGCCUGAUAAUUGAGUUCAGACAUGUCGAAGUGACGGUUAGAUGGUAAUCUGAAAUAAAAAUCACUUUAGGUAAUUUGCAUAUUCAAACAUUCAUUCAGAUGAUGUUACAGAUGUGAUAUAUCUUAAGCAAGCAGACGGGUAUAAAACAUAGUGUUGACUUUAUAUAACAUGUGCCCUAUAUGUGUUUUUGGAGUGUUUGGACACAUUCAAAUUGUUGUUACUAUGAUAUAUUAUAUAAAGUAAACAAAAUCGAGUGCAUCGUGUUUAUGUGACAGCAAUGCCUAGUUGAGAGGUGUAGAAGAUUCGAGGCGUAAGGAAUACCAUGAUCGUGUUUGAAAUAUUUGCAUACACGUGAUUUUGUCUUUAAUUUCAAGUGUUUAGAUACAGCUUUGGCUAUGUGUUAGUUCUGCUUUAAAACAUUAAGACUGAUCAUUUGGUCAAUGACACUUAGGCAUGAUCACCAAGGAAUAUCUAAUUAAAUUUUCAAUUACUUUGCAUUUUUAAUAAUAAUAAUCAAUUACAUUCUUAUUACUUCUGUUUAUAAAUUAAACUUACAGAUAACUAGACAGACACCAUACUUUUGUUACAUCUUAUUUUUAUAACAUGAUUUACUGUCAAUGAGAUUAAUAAGUAUAAGUUUUCAAAUGAAAUCUUGUUUUCCCAUCCUUUGCACUAUAUGCUUGUGAACUUUAUUGUAUGUAUGUGAUUUAUGUACAUGAUAUAUCAAUGAAAUACUUUUUAAUCAAAAUGUAAAUGCUCGCGUUACAAUAACUUUAUUAAUGCAAUCAAGAGUACUUUAUUAUUUCUUUGAUCACUUUACAGUUUUAGACUAAUACAAACAUUUCUGCGUACACUUUUCCGGUUAGCUGGUUAUUUAGUAUUUUAAAGUACGGGCAACAAAGGAUCUAUAAACAGUUUGUUGAUAUUUUCUGUAAUGAUACUUCCUAAGAACAUGAUAAAUAUAAUAAUUUAAGGUCUUUUUGAUCAAAUAGAAAAAGUGGAAACUCCACAGGUCGCUCAACUGGACGAAAACAUUAAUUGGGAAAAAAACAGUUGCAUUAACAUACAUUUAGGUUACACAUAAUAGGUGUUUAUUAUACAAUGUAUCACAAAUGUUAUUUACAAUUUACAUCUAGUUACGGUUCAUUACUGGACAAUUCUACUAGCCGAAGCUUAUCCUAUUCUUACAGUUUCGAACUUCUUACAUAGUGUGACAUUUUAUGUCGUUUACAUGGAAAAAACAAGUAACCUUAGAAAAAACUUGGACACUGUUAAGAUGCAUUCUCUUAAAAUUAUAUAAUACAUUAAUUUAAAUCUGUAAUGUAGAAGAUUUUGUAGUACUUUCAAAGUUGAGGUAAAUCCUUGAAACAAUCAGGUCACUUGGUCAAAGGCAUUAAAAUUUACUCUUUUUCGACAGAAACUGAUUUGAUUUUCAAAGAUAAUAAACGCACCAUACGUUAUAGAAAUUGCAUACACUUGGAAGUGUGAAUGAAUAAAUUGUUACAUGCAGAGAAGUAUAAAAUACAUAGCUCUUUGUUAUAUGAAAUCAUACACCAAAAUGCACUAAAGACAAUAUUCUUGCCCAGAUUCGUAUAAUCUUUAUGAGGUACUAGUAUGUGAUUAUUAAAGCAGGAACACGACUAGUGCAGCAUUACGACUAUAGCGAUCCAUAUAUUCCUGUAAAAGGAGUGUCGUUAAUUCUUUUAACUAAAUUGGACUGUAAAUGGACUUUCAAGAGAGCAUAAUUUGUCUUAUUUGUCACGAUAAUGUCUGUAAAUAUAAUGAACGUUCCAGACUUACAUUCAUAUAUCAUGACAUAAUGAGUCAAAUAAACGGAAAUCAGUAAUAACGUACCGGGAAUAAAAGUAUCAGUGUAUAAAUAUAAAGGAUUCAUGUUAGACACUGAUUUUAUUUUAAUAAUAGUCAGGUUGUUCUAUUUUACAUGAUGCCUGAGAAGAUUAUAUUAACCACAUGAUUGUUUACACCCUGCACCAAAUUCAAUUAAAAAACACAGGACUGCAUGUUUGGGAAAAAACGUAAAACUCUUGACACAUUUUUUUUCAGUUGCAAGACUUUUUAUUUCGAAUAUUGUGUAUAAUUACCCGUCAUGCAUAUGUUUUUGUCAUAUAAAAUAGUGUUUGCGUGUUUAAACAGGUAAAGGGUUUUAUUUAUGUAGGCAUUCAAAAUUAGCUUUCAUUAUAUCACGUAUUUGAAAUAAAUUCAACAUAUCUGCAUGCGUUUCAAGUAUGUGUUACAAUCUUGUCUUAAAGGAGAGUCUGUAACCUUCUUGUUGCGAUAUCACUUUAAAGUGAUAGCUUAUCAAAAUUGAUCGAAAACAAAUUGUUUUGAUGUCACCUGCUAUCUUCUUUGUUACCUCAUAAGUGUCCAGGUUAACCUAUUAACUACCCGUACUAGAGCAUUGUCACUGAUUUUGUGUUUCAAGUAAACAUGUAUAUACUAAGUUAAUACUAAUUCAUUUUAGCAUGAUUAUGAUGAAAGCUUGAAGCUUAUUUGAAUUACCCUCGAAUCCGCUUCCUCGAAAAUCCAGUACUUCUGCAAAAGAUUUUAUUUUAAGCUCUUUGCUAUAACUAGUUGUCAUGUUCAGUGAAAAAGUAUCGACACAAUGUUACUAUACUAUAUACUUAUUCUCCUUCUGCAUGGACAUCAUCUUGUAUUUCUAAAUAAAGGAUAUCCAUCAUCCUAAUAUUACCUAUCCACAAACAGUCUCAAUUAAACCGACCCUGCAACAUUUUCAUAUUUGUAGUGUUGGCCGACCAGUGGAGUUUCGUUUCCAAUUUUCUAUUUUUUCCCGGGUGAAACGGGAAAGAACGCCAUGUAUAAAUUGUCUGUGGGCAAUCAGAAGAUUAACUGUCCAUUAUACUAUUAAUUUAAACUUUUUGGGCUAGUUAAUGAAAGCAACAACAGGAUAGUGGAACAUCAAAAUGAAUCUCGUAAAUUUAAAUAGACAGACAAUAUCAUUUUGGCAAAGAGAUUUCUUCUACAAAUAUAAAAUGGAACUUAUUUGGAAUUCAAGGUUCAGUUUUAUAAAAUAGAAUUAUUAGAAAAAAUAAAAUUUCAUGCAGAUAUUUUGUUGUUGAUGUACUAGCAACACUAAUCACUACAUUAAAAACAGAAAUCGUAGUGUUAAAAGGUUUUACAUUCCUGAAUGCGAAGUAGAAUAAAAGAUUCCAUUUUGUGUGCUGCAGCAGUCGUAAGGCUUAGAGCUAGAAGCAUGCAUACUAUUAACAAUGUCUGCAGCCAUUUUCUUUCAGUGUGAUCAUAGACUAUAUUUUCACUGGUAAAGAGGUAUGUUCAUGUACAAAAGCAGACAAAUGUACAAUAUUUUUAUGAAAAUAUUCAAACUUAUCAAUCAGCGUUCAAUAUUUUGUGUGUGUGUGUGUGUGUGUGUUUGUGUGUGUGUGUGUGUGGGGGGGG
Molecule: messenger RNA, 5603 nt
Organism: Mercenaria mercenaria
Lineage: Eukaryota; Metazoa; Mollusca; Bivalvia; Venerida; Veneridae
Product: sodium- and chloride-dependent betaine transporter-like
Exons: 15
Coding region: 158-2161 (667 amino acids)
Biological process (GO): sodium ion transmembrane transport
Cellular component (GO): membrane
Source: RefSeq, a predicted model, not a curated record